Molecule: messenger RNA, 1891 nt
Organism: Aphanomyces invadans
Lineage: Eukaryota; Oomycota; Saprolegniomycetes; Saprolegniales; Verrucalvaceae
Exons: 8
Coding region: 74-1390 (438 amino acids)
Cellular component (GO): Ino80 complex
Source: RefSeq, a predicted model, not a curated record
ACGGUUUGUCCUCAUAUAUUGUGAUCAAUGGAGUUUAUUUUGAGCGAAGGAUUUGCACAUUGUGGCUGGAGACAUGCCGACCGGCGCGUGCGGACCGCAGCUCCGUGUGGAGUUAUCUAAACCGUAUCAGCCACGUGUGCCGAAACUCGUGUCCGUGCCACUACCACCCCGUAACGUGUCCUCGACAGCGCCAGUGCCUCCUGCAGAUGAUGUACCCAUCAACUUGCUGUCGCUUCUGCCGCCAGAUGCAUGGGAUCGACUGUCGUUCGAGGAACAACAAGACUUGGUGGCCGACUUGCCGCCGUUGGAUGGAUGGUGGGACUUGUCUGCCGAGGACGCGACGGCCGAGAACCUCCGCCAACUCUUUCGCGGCGCGAAUUUCAACUUUGGCAACCCGUUGAUGUCGUUCUACUUUCCAAGUGACGCACGCUCCACGGCGCGUGCGGUGGCGAAAGCCGCAUUUGACGCCCGCAAACGCGUCUUCACGAAGCAACUGCUGCAGUCGAUCAUUCAAAAUCGAACGCAGUGUCUCAAGCAAGUGCUUCCCGCGGACGAGCUUGCGCUGAAUCCCGAGUUGGAUAUUUCAGUCAUUCCACCGUGUAAACAAGCUCUCGACGACGUCGACCACUCAAUUUUCAUGGCCAUUCGACACGCGUUGACAAGUUUAGGGCCUGCGACCGUGGAUUCAAUUACCGCUCACUUGGAAACUCACGCCCCUCGAUCGAUCCCUCCACUCUCUGAGCGGCCGCAGCAGAUGCGCGCCUCCCAUUAUAUCCACAGUGCGUUGUUGUUCCUCAGUCGGCCCGUCGAUCCGUCGUCCGCAUCGCCAGAUGACCAAGACACAUCGUGGAGCAGUCCUUUCGUCGAACACGUUGCCACGACCAACACGUUUGCAUGGCGUCGUGAAGACGGCAAAGUCGACGCCGACAUGAUGCACCGCUUGCUCUUACUGGAGCGACUCUUCCGGUCGCCUUUCGACCUCGUGGAUCCGUCCGUGCAGCAUCUGCAAUCGGCAUUGCAACUCGCUCGCAAACGACAUCCCGACGUCGCACAGCACUUGGUCAAUGGGGCGUGCACGCCCCCUGCCAAACUGCCGAAAGUCGCUCCUGUUUCUGGGAACGGCAGCGUACAUGACACAGUUCUACUCCCACCGUCGUUCGUGGUCAAGCGGGCCAAUCUUCCAUUGCAUCGUCAGUACCCCUUGCUCCGCGAUGCAUUCCAGCAACAGGAAUUGCAGCGAUACCAACAUGCCCGCCAGCCCUUCAUGUGCGUUGGUCUUGCCAUCUUUUUGUGUUUUGCAUUCAUAUCACGGGUAGUUAUUUCGACGGAGACUCGGGCUUCCAAACCCUCGUUGGCCCGUGCUUCCCGCCUCUCUCGUCGGAUCGGUUAGCGUCGGCGGUGCUGGUCCCAGACGUACCUCCGCAAGUCACAGUGCUCAACGUCGUUCGCGAUGCUGUCGCUCGACUGCCGUCUCAAUGCGGCACGCGCGCUGACGUCUUGGCACUCUUUCGCAUGUCCAUGUAUGCCACCGUUCAACUCGAUGCUUGGUCUUGAUACUCUGGCCAUAGGUUUGUCAAUCCGGUGGCCCCCAUCGACGAGCUAGAUAUGGUACGUUCCACAUCGCAAUAACAGCAGACGAUGACAACACACAUGCUUCGUGAACAAAGGACUGAUGGCAUCCUUUUGCCCGUAGGCCGUGGCGAGAGGGCUCGACACGUUGGCGUCGACGGCACCGCCUUGCGCGUACUUUCGCUUCCACAAUGAGCACAACGCGUGGCUUUGGCACUACGCCGCCCCCGCGAGCCGACCAACCUAAGCACACACAAAAUGGAACUCUACGUACGAAUGCUUAUUGACUUGGUGGUCAUGGUGUCAUUCCUGCGGAUCUUUC